Messenger RNA from Falco peregrinus (peregrine falcon), 3071 nucleotides. RefSeq names its product tumor suppressor 2, mitochondrial calcium regulator (gene TUSC2). The record is from RefSeq and is a predicted model, not a curated record. Gene Ontology annotation, cellular component: mitochondrion. The transcript is spliced from 3 exons. NCBI's taxonomy places the organism in Eukaryota, Metazoa, Chordata, Aves, Falconiformes, Falconidae. Gene Ontology annotation, biological process: inflammatory response; regulation of mitochondrial membrane potential. Bases 39 to 368 code for a protein of 109 amino acids.
CCAACCCCGGUCCCGCUCCCGCCGCCCCCGCCGCCGCCAUGGGCGCCAGCGGCUCUAAGUCGCGGGGGCUGUGGCCCUUCGCCUCCCAGGCGGCGGGCGGCGGCGGCGCUGAGGGCCCCGGCGGGCAGCAGGCCCUGGCCCGGGCGCGGGCCGCCACCCCCUUCGUCUUCACACGGCGCGGCUCCAUGUACUACGAUGAGGACGGGGAUCUCGCUCACGAGUUCUACGAGGAGACAAUCGUUACCAAGAACGGGAGGAAGCGCGCCAAGCUGAAGAGGAUCCACAAGAACCUGAUACCUCAGGGCAUAGUGAAACUGGAGCACCCUCGCAUUCACGUGGAUUUCCCUGUGAUCAUCUGCGAGGUGUGAGUUGCCAGACAUUGCUGCCCGCAGGCAGGAGGCCCUGCCUCACCACCCCCAGCCUCACCAGGUGAGGCUGUGUUGCGUUCCCACCCAAGGAAGACUCUGACCAUGCGGCAGGGACAGGGGCUUUCCCCUCUCCUGGAGGUGAGGUGGGACAGAGCAGGCCAGGCUGGGCUUGGCUAGCACUCCUCACAGGAGAUGAGUGGCCUUGUGCAACAACUGCUUAAAAACAUCCUCGCUUGAGUCAGAAGACUUAAAAUACCUUUUGUAGCCUCUAGCUGACAUUUGAUGGGUAACUGGAAUUGCAAACAAGCUGCUGUGUUUGAGCUGUUAAAGGGAGAGUGAGCCUGCACUUCUCACCAGAGAAAACCCUCUGCUUCUCAGGUAUGCGGCCCAGGGAGAGCCAAGGCAAGGUAAUGUGCUGCCUGGGGCCCCAAGGUCCCUUGGGCCUGGUGUUUAGAUGGCCAGUGUUGCGGCAUGGUGCUUGACCAUGGGUGUUAGGUGCUGCUCCCCUGGAUGGGUCCGUUGAUGGAGGAUAAAUGGGGCAGGCCAAGGUGGGGCUGGUCUUGAAGCACAUUUGGCUAGCUGUUGCGCUCCUCUUGGGAAAGGGACGGAGAUCAGAUGCUGCUGUCUUGGACCUCGGUUUCUUCCCCGUGUAUGUUUCCCAUUUAUGCCAGCUGUGGGGAGGUUGGCUUUGCCACUGCCUGCAGUCCCCCUUCCUGCAGGAGAUCUCUGUGGUCCGUGGCUACUGCUGAUGGCAGCGAGGUCCCCAGCUCUGCAGCAGACAUGCCACCCCUGUUAGCAAGUGGGCUUCUGCUGAGCCCUGUCCCUCGCCCACUGUGGGGCUGGGCUGCUGGGCAAGGUGUCUCCUCCCCCUGCAGCCAUCUUGAAAGUACCUCCUGGUGGGGUGGGCCUUGACAGAGCCAAGCAGGAAGAAAAUCAUCUCUUCGUUCCCCAUCCCCCAAAAACAAUCGAUUGGUAUCCCUAUCUGGCUUGGAAAUCUCCCUGGCAAUGUGAACUACGGUUCCUCCCGCAUCACAGCUGGUGGCAGGAGGAGAAAUGCGAUGCACUUUAAAGGGAGGCUUUCUGCUCCAUCUCUGAAGGUCCUGCUCUUUUCUCCUCUUUCCUCCUGUUUGAGAAGGUUGAGGUUGGCUUGGCAGCACCAAAAAGCCUCUCACCCCUGCGCAGAGGCCCCGGGGUGCUGAGCCAGCUGCCUCAGGGCCGGGGAGAGGCCUGACCCAUACCACCCCUCGCCAGCAUUAUGAGCCACUGCCUCCCUGCUUAGCUGCCCCCAGACCGGGCAGGUAGAGGAAGACGGUCAGCGGUCACAGCGUUAAACUGGGUCAGAGCCCGCUGCCCACAGCAGCUGGCUUGGCUUUCCUCCUCUUUCGUUCUAGAACUUACUUUCUAAGCACUUCAGAUGUUUGCUACCUCGAUUUUUAAUUUAGGCUGCUGGCUCUUGGCUGCCAGCCCUGUCGGCCUCUGUGUUGGAUGUAUCCAUCCCCACGCCCGCUGAGAGCCGCCCCGGGCGUAGGGCCACAUUCCCAGCUUUGGGGAGGUAACAGCAGCAAGGCUGUUGCUGUCUUCCUGUCACCACCUCUUCCCUCUGUGUCCCCCCACCCACUGUUCCCAUCGACAGGAGCGAGCAUGGAGGGUAAAGCGGAUAUGCUGGCUGCCACUGGGCAGGGAAGCAGGAGGGCAGGGCUGUGGUCUACACUGUGAUGCUGGGCGCUUCUUUCAACAUCUUUUGUUCUCCUGCUUGCUUGAAAGUCUUGUCUUAAAACAAUCCCCCACUGAAGUGUUUCUUAUUUGCACCACCUGCUCUCGAGUUUCUCCUGGGCUGGAUCUCCCUGGGAAGGGCAUCCCUUGGGCUCCACAGGAGAGCAGGAGCUGCUGUCCCCAGGAAGAGGAGAGGAGAGAAAGCCGCAGCUGGGCUGCCUGUGCCACCUUGCCCUGAUGCUAUCUGAGGGCACGGGAAGCUGCACCAAAUCUGUCUCUGGUACAGGAGAAUACAGGGAAAGUGGAAGAGGAGUGGGGAAGGGGCUGGUGCAAUUUGCCUGCCCUAACAGGGUGCCCCUUGCCUGGCUACUGGCCAAAAAUCUGGCUACUGGCCUGAAUGCCUGGGAAGGGGGGGGUAGAGACUGAGACCAGCUUAGCAAGGAUGCUUUUGUCCUCCCUGACAGGCUGCCCACCCUUCCCCCAGGGCAUCAAACAUGCUUCCCCAAAAAAACACGCCUUCUCCCACCACCCCCUCCCCAUGUCAUUGGAGUGGCAGCAAACCUCUGGAGGCUGCCCACAAGCUGCGUGGUGCCCUGCUUCUUCCCAGGCUGGUCUCCUGAGCAACCAGCCCCCAUACCCCCUCCCUUCCGCUGGCCUGUAGCCCUCCUGCAGCAGGGCCUUGGGAGCACCUGGAGGGAUCUAAAAAUGUGAAGGUCGCUGUAAAUAGUAUCUGUGUCCACUGUGGUGUUGGAUAAAGAAAAAAAAAACACAAUUCCUUUCUAAAUUUUUUUUUUUUUACAAUUUCUGUGUGAUGUGCUUUCUUGUGUGGAUGUAUAGCCAAACCAUACUCACUGAUACUAGGCUCCUUGCUCCUUUAAUGUGUGGGUAGGACCCAUGGAUGUGGGAAAUGCACACUGUUUAUGGUCCUUCCUCCUAGUGCAUCUGUCCACUUUUGUUAAAUUUCAAUAAAAUUAUUUGUAGACCCCACAA